UUUCCGAGAAACUUAAUAGGGUAAAUACCACCACAAUUCCCAAUCAAUCCAACCGAAAAGGAUUUAUAUACAGUGUUACCUGCAAUCGAACCGUCAUUUACAAACCACCAAGCAAUCGAGCACAUUAUACAUUUGUCUCCGAACUGACAUUCGUUGACACAAUGGGCAAAUACGUGGUGAAAAUCGUCAAACCCUUCAAAGAAGACAGGAUCCUUAAACCCCGCAAAACAACCAAAUCCAAGGAUUGCGCGUCCAGGAUCAUCAAGUGCCGCGAGAGGGCCCUCAGGAAGUACGAGCGCUCGGGCUCCUUGGAGGACGAGGCGGAGUACAUCAGCAUUUGCAACGUGGUGAAGAGGGUGAUGGGCAAGGCGAAGGCGAAGGCGAAAGGAUCGGAGCGCGGCCCGAAGGAGAAGAUGGCGAGGAAUCUGGAACGGUCCAUUGGGAAAUUGGUGGCCAAGAACGUCAAAUCCAGGCUCAUCAUGAGGCUGACCGAUGACUACAAGCACGAGGUGUUGUACAAAGGUACGCAUUCCGCUAUAACGCAGUUGGUUAAGUUGCAUAGGAAGAUUCAAUGUGGUGAUGUUGUUUCGUAGCAUUUAGGAAAUAUAUGUAGUUGUUUUGUUGUAUUGUACUGUGAAUUUGUUUGUAAUUUUAUGUUGACGUGUGUCUACGGGUGACAAUUGUAUAGGUUUUUUUUUAAUUAAAUUCUAUAAAUUAAUAUUUUUGUGUUUGUUAUGUAAGUUGUAUGUUGGACGUAGGAAGGUCUUGCUGGAUGCGAU
Phyllotreta striolata is the source of this 779-nucleotide messenger RNA. The record is from the annotation of a GenBank genome assembly. Lineage: Eukaryota; Metazoa; Arthropoda; Insecta; Coleoptera; Chrysomelidae.